AUGAAUCAACAGCAGCAGCAACAACAACACGACAUGUAUUACGACUAUCCGACAGCGGCAAACCGGUCGCCGGGGUCGACGAGACAGGGUUAUGCUACCGUUGGCUUGCCUUCUGGCUUAGGGGGUAACCGAUCCGGACAGAGACAACUCGAGUCUAUCGGCCAGCAUAUGGGAUCUCCCUCUUUAUACGGACAUGAUGAUCGGGUCGGUGGCGCUCAAGGCUAUGAGUCUUUGUCUAGAUUUGACCGCGUCGCACCAAGUGGAAUGCAGUCAGGUUACAUGUUGGAGAAUAGUCAAACGUGGGGCUAUAAUGGCGGAGUAGCCACCAUGAACGGUCCCAUGAAUGGGAAUGGUAGGUUGGCGGUGAGAGCUGUAAAUCGACGAGCCGCUUUACCUACUACUUGGACUGAUCAAUCUGGGCUUGGCGUACAUUCGAUGCCUCAACUAUACGAUCCGAAUAUGUCGAUGAAUGGAAAUGAUCAUGAUUUAUCGAGCGCAGAUUCUAGAGGAAUGAUGGGAACACCAGGAGCAUCUGACGCUGAACAGCUUAUUCCGACAGCUAUUGUUAUCAAGAAUAUCCAGUUCCAAUGCCGGAAGGAAAUCCUUCAAGGUCUAAUGGCAUCCAUGAAUCUUCCACAACCCUAUGCUUUUAACUAUCAUUUCGACAAAGGCGUGUUUAGAGGACUCGCUUUCGCUAACUUCUCGACCGCCGAGGAUACUGCUAUUGUCAUUUCCAAGAUGAAUGGCUUGGAGGUCAUGGGCCGAAAGUUGCGCGUUGAAUACAAGAAGAUGUUACCGCAAGAUGAGCGUGAUCGAAUCGAUCGAGAGAAACGUGAGAAGCGAGGUCAACUGGAAGAACAGCAUCGGGCACCGCUUCCUAUGCACCAACAGAGUGCUUUACAAGCUCUCGGCGUCAGCGUCAACAAGCAACCCAGCAAUUCGCCUCUACGUGAUGUUGAUCUGAACGACCCGGCUACCCUCGAAUUCUACACGCAGCUCACCUUAUUCAAGAACGAUCCAUCCCGCGAAGCCCACAUUUUCUCUCCCGACGUCACUCCUGAGCAGCGUCGACAGAUACAUAUCCUCGCUCAUAAUAUGGGUUUGGAGCACAGGUCCGUCGGCGAAGCUGAUCGAAGACAGAUACAGAUUAUGAAGCGCCCGCAAAACUCGCCUCCUAUCCACACUCAGAGCCAACUACCUAAUGUCUCUUGGGAAGAUCACCGACGUGGUCUUAGCCGCGCCGCGACCUACGACUUUACAGAGUCUCGGAUUGGAUCUAGUGCCUACCACGCACUCGGACGGCAGGGUCCAACCCUGGAACUCCCUGGCAGUCCCGACAACGGAAUACCAAACAACCUGAGAGCUGCCAAAAGCUUCGCAGAUUUGCGCACCCACAGUCCUAGUCCUGCGCCCUCCGGCUCGAGCUAUGCCGGUCUUGGAAAUGGCCUUGGGGCCCGUUAUGGUGAUUUCUCCCAAACCUCGUUGACCACGCCGCCCAAUUUAACCCCGACGUCAGGUCAAAACGCCGCAUCGAGCACCGAAGCUUUGCUAGCGAACAACAUGAGUUCUAUGAGCUUAGGGUUUGAGUCGAACGCUUCUCACAUGCGCGCCAGAGAGACACCGGGUGCUAUCGGAAGUCAGAGACCUGGAGCAAAUGGAGCGGCGAAUCGUAACGCCCCAGACAGACAGCCGCGCGGCCCUGAAUGGGGUGAAGCCAGUCAGGGUUUUGCUGGGCGUAGUCGGGGCCAUAUGCAACGAGGCAGUGGUUAG
Hypoxylon trugodes is the source of this 1770-nucleotide messenger RNA. RefSeq lists its product as uncharacterized. The coding region runs from base 1 to 1770 and encodes 589 amino acids. The transcript has 3 exons. Gene Ontology annotation, cellular component: cytoplasm; nucleus. The record is from RefSeq and is a predicted model, not a curated record. Gene Ontology annotation, molecular function: mRNA binding. Lineage: Eukaryota; Fungi; Ascomycota; Sordariomycetes; Xylariales; Hypoxylaceae.